GGCGACGCACCGUCAGCCUGGGAAGUCGCCUAGCAGCAGAGGUGGCUUGAAGGGUGCGCUGCGGGCAGGCCGGAGGGGCAGCGAGGAGGUCGGAUGGCGGCGCGGCCCGUUUCUCGUUUUGUCCCAUGUGGCAUAUCCCUUUGGAGGCCUCUCCCAGCAUCCUCUGCUUCUGCCCGAUCUCUCCAUCCGACACCAGCAGCUGAGGGGGCUGACAGUUCUGUUCAGCUUCAGCAGAGGAGCACUGCCGUGGUUCAGAAGAAGCCCUCCCUCCCCAGCAGCCGAGGUGAAUAUGUCGUCACCAAGCUGGAUGACUUGAUUAACUGGGCCCGCCGGAGGUCCUUGUGGCCAAUGACUUUCGGCUUGGCCUGCUGCGCCGUUGAGAUGAUGCAUAUGGCAGCCCCCCGCUACGACAUGGACCGCUUUGGGGUGGUUUUCCGAGCUAGUCCACGGCAAGCUGAUGUCAUGAUUGUGGCAGGCACGUUGACCAACAAGAUGGCACCUGCACUCCGAAAAGUCUACGACCAGAUGCCAGAGCCACGUUACGUAGUCUCUAUGGGGAGCUGUGCGAAUGGUGGCGGCUAUUACCAUUACUCUUACUCUGUGGUGCGGGGUUGUGACCGAAUCGUGCCUGUCGACAUCUAUGUUCCAGGCUGCCCGCCAACGGCCGAAGCUCUCCUCUAUGGGAUCCUGCAGCUGCAGAAGAAGAUUAAGCAGGAGAAGAGGCUCCAGAUCUGGUAUCGCAAAUAGCUUUGUGCAUGUCUGAAGCCACUGGACUGUAAGCAGGCACCCUGGACGCACUUAAGCUGGUUUCACGUUUCCCUAAUAAACUUAUAUAUAUGCGUAUA
Molecule: messenger RNA, 845 nt
Organism: Eublepharis macularius
Lineage: Eukaryota; Metazoa; Chordata; Lepidosauria; Squamata; Eublepharidae
Gene: NDUFS7
Product: NADH:ubiquinone oxidoreductase core subunit S7
Exons: 8
Coding region: 94-747 (217 amino acids)
Biological process (GO): aerobic respiration; electron transport coupled proton transport; mitochondrial respiratory chain complex I assembly
Molecular function (GO): NADH dehydrogenase (ubiquinone) activity; quinone binding; 4 iron, 4 sulfur cluster binding
Source: RefSeq, a predicted model, not a curated record